AUGGCGCCGCCGCCCGUGCUGCCCGCGCUGCUGCUCCUGGCCGCGGCCGCCGCCCUGUCCGCGCCGGGGCUGCGGGCGGCCGCCUGGGAGCUGCGCGUGCCCGGCGGGGCCCGCGCCCUCGCCCUGGGGCCCGCGUGGACCUCCGCGCCGGACGCCGCGCGCGCGCCGCGGGAGCCGCUGGACGUGAGCCGCGAGGGGCGGCCGGCGGGGCGGCGGCGCGGGCCGGGCGCGGGGCCCCGGGGCUGCGCGCGCCUGGGGGGGCGCCCGCCGCCGCCGCUCGUCCGCCCGGCGGCCCGCGCCGCCCCGACGGCCCUGCGCCUCCGCCUGCGCGCGCGCGCCCUCGGCCCCGGCGGCGGCGCCCGGCCCCGGCCCCGGCGGGGACUCGCCCCGAGCGCGGAGCUGCGCGCGCGGGCGGUGCUCGCGGUGCCGGGCCCGGGCGCGGCGCGGUGCUUCCCGGCGCGCGGCGGCGAAGGGGCCGCGCUGCACUCGGCGCUCGCCGCCCUGACCGCCUUCCCCGCCUGCCGCUGCCCCGCGCGCGCCGGGGCCCGCUGCCCGCGCCGCCCCGUCUGCCUGGCGCCCGGCGCCUCGGCCCGCCUGCGCCUGCUGUGCGCCCUGAGGCGCGCGGCCGGCGCCGCGCGGGUGGAGCUGGCGCUGGAGGCGGCCCCGGGCACGCGCCCCCCGGCGGGGCAGGGGCUGGGGCCGGGGCCGGGGCCGCCGCGGCGGGCCCGACGGGGCGCCGGCGGCGGCAGCACGAGCCCGCAGUUCCCGCUGCCCAGCUACCAGGUGUCGGUGCCCGAGAACGAGCCGGCGGGCACCGCGGUCAUCGAGCUGCGGGCGCACGACCCCGACGAGGGCGAGGCGGGGCGCCUGCGCUACCAGAUGGAGCCGCUGUUCGACGAGCGCUCGGGCGCGUUCUUCCUCAUCGACCCCGCCACGGGCGCCGUGACCACGGCGCGCGAGCUGGACCGCGAGACCAAGGACACGCACGUGCUCAAGGUGAGCGCCGUGGACCACGGGUCCCCGCGCCGCUCGGCCGCCACCUACCUCACCGUCACGGUCAGCGACACCAACGACCACAGCCCGGUGUUCGAGCAGGCGGAGUACCGCGAGCGCGUGCGUGAGAACCUGGAGCUGGGCUACGAGGUGCUGACCAUCCGCGCCACCGACGGGGACGCGCCCUCCAACGCCAACAUGCGCUACCGCCUGCUCGAGGGCGCGGGCGGCGUCUUCGAGAUCGACGCGCGCUCGGGCGUGGUGCGCACACGCGCGCCCGUGGACCGCGAGGAGGCGGCCGCGCACCGGCUGCUGGUGGAGGCCACGGACCAGGGCCGCGACCCGGGCCCGCGCAGCGCCACGGCCGCCGUGCACAUCGCCGUGGAGGACGAGAACGACAACUACCCGCAGUUCAGCGAGAAGCGCUACGUGGUGCGCGUGGCCGAGGACGUGGCGGUCAACACGCCCGUGCUGCGCGUGCAGGCCAGCGACCGCGACCAGGGCCAGAACGCGGCCAUCCACUACAGCAUCAUCAGCGGGAACCUGCGCGGCCAGUUCUACCUGCACUCGCUGAGCGGCAGCCUGGACGUGAUCAACCCGCUGGACUUCGAGGCCAUCCGCGAGUACACGCUGCGCAUCAAGGCCCAGGACGGCGGCCGGCCCCCGCUCAUCAACUCCUCGGGGCUGGUCUCGGUGCAGGUGCUGGACGUGAACGACAACGCGCCCAUCUUCGUGAGCAGCCCCUUCCAGGCGGCCGUGCUGGAGAACGUGCCCGUCGGACACUCGGUGCUGCACAUCCAGGCCGUGGACGCGGACGCGGGCGAGAACGCGCGCCUGCGCUAUCGCCUGGUGGACACGGCGGCGGCCCCCGCGGGGGGCGGCCCGGCGGUGCCCGGAGACCCCGCGGCGGCCCCCGCCUUCCCGUUCCAGAUCCACAACAGCUCGGGCUGGAUCACCGUGCGCGCGGCGCUGGACCGCGAGGAGGUCGAGCACUACAGCUUCGGCGUGGAGGCCGUGGACCACGGCUCGCCGCCCAUGAGCGCCUCGGCCAGCGUGUCCAUCACCGUGCUGGACGUCAACGACAACGACCCCGCGUUCACGCAGCCGGUGUACGAGCUGCGCCUGAACGAGGACGCGGCCGUGGGGAGCAGCGUGCUGACCCUGCGCGCCCACGACCGCGACGCCAACAGCGUGAUCACCUACCAGCUCACGGGCGGCAACACGCGCAACCGCUUCGCGCUCAGCAGCCAGAGCGGCGGCGGCCUCAUCACCCUGGCGCUGCCGCUGGACUACAAGCAGGAGCGCCAGUACGUGCUGGCCGUGACGGCGUCGGAUGGCACGCGCCAGCACACCGCGCAGGUCUUCAUCAAUGUCACGGACGCCAACACGCACCGGCCAGUCUUCCAGAGCUCCCACUACACGGUGAGCGUCAGCGAGGACCGGCCCGUGGGCACGUCCAUCGCCACCAUCGGCGCCACGGACGAGGACACGGGCGAGAACGCACGCAUCACCUACGUGCUGGAGGACCCGGUGCCGCAGUUCCGCAUCGACGCGGACACGGGCACCAUCUACACCACCACCGAGCUGGACUACGAGGACCAGGCGGCCUACACGCUGGCCAUCACGGCGCGGGACAACGGCAUCCCCCAGAAGUCGGACACCACGUCCCUGGAGAUCCUCAUCCUGGACGCCAACGACAACGCGCCGCGCUUCCUGCGGGACCUCUACCAGGGCUCCGUGCUGGAGGACGCGCCCCCGUCCACCAGCGUCCUCCAGGUCUCGGCCAGCGACCGGGACUCGGGGCCCAACGGCCGCCUGCUGUACACCUUUCAGGGCGGUGACGACGGCCACGGGGACUUCUACAUCGAGCCCACGUCCGGCGUGAUUCGCACCCAGCGCCGCCUGGACCGGGAGAACGUGGCCGCCUACACCCUCCGAGCCCUGGCCGUGGACCGGGGCAGCCCAGCGCCCCUGAGCGCCUCCGUGGAAGUCCAGGUGACCGUCCUGGACAUCAACGACAACCCCCCGGUGUUCGAGCGGGACGAGCUGGAGCUGCUGGUGGAGGAGAACAGCCCGGUGGGGUCGGUGGUGGCGCGCAUCCGCGCCGACGACCCCGACGAGGGCCCCAACGCCCAGAUCAUGUACCAGAUCGUGGAGGGGAACGUGCCCGAGGUCUUCCAGCUGGACCUGCUGAGCGGGGACCUGCGGGCCCUGGUGGAGCUGGACUUCGAGGCGCGGCGGGAGUACGUGCUGGUGGUGCAGGCCACGUCCGCCCCGCUGGUGAGCCGGGCCACCGUGCGCGUCCGCCUGGUGGACCAGAACGACAACCCGCCGGCGCUGCCCGACUUCCAGAUCCUCUUCAACAACUACGUCACCAACAAGUCCAGCAGCUUCCCCACAGGCGUGAUCGGCCGCGUGCCGGCCCACGACCCCGACCUCUCCGACAGCCUCCGCUACACCUUCCUGCGGGGCAACGAGCUGCAGCUGCUGCUGCUGGACCCGGCCACAGGCGACCUGCAGCUCAGCCGGGACCUGGACAACAACCGGCCGCUGGAGGCCCUCAUGGAGGUGUCUGUCUCUGACGGCGUCCACAGCGUGGCGGCCCUCUGCACGCUGCGGGUCACCAUCAUCACGGACGACAUGCUGACCAACAGCAUCACCGUGCGCCUGGAGAACGUGUCGCAGGAGCAGUUCCUGUCCCCGCUGCUGUCGCUGUUCGUGGAGGGCGUGGCCACGGUGCUGUCCACCACCAAGGAGGACGUGUUCGUCUUCAACGUCCAGAACGACACGGGCGUCAGCGCCAGCAUCCUGAACGUGACCUUCUCCGCGCUGCUCCCCGGUGGCGCCCGUGACCGGUUCUUCCCCUCGGAGGACCUGCAGGAGCAGAUCUACCUGAACCGGACGCUGCUGACCGCCGUGUCCACCCAGCGCGUGCUGCCCUUCGACGACAACAUCUGCCUGCGGGAGCCCUGCGAGAACUACAUGAAGUGCGUGUCCGUGCUGCGCUUCGACAGCUCCGCGCCCUUCAUCAGCUCGGCCGCCGUGCUCUUCCGGCCCGUCCGCCCCGUCCACGGCCUGCGCUGCCGCUGCCCGCCCGGCUUCACUGGCGACUACUGCGAGACCGAGAUCGACCUGUGCUACUCCAGCCCCUGCGGGGCCCACGGGCGCUGCCGCAGCCGCGAGGGCGGCUACUCCUGCGAGUGCCUGGAGGGCUUCACCGGAGAGCACUGCGAGGUGAGCGCCCGCUCGGGCCGCUGCGCGCACGGAGUGUGCAGGAACGGGGGCACCUGCGUGAACUUGCUCAUCGGCGGCUUCCACUGCCUGUGCCCCCCCGGCGCGUUCGAGAGGCCCUACUGCGAGGUGACCACACGCAGCUUCCCCCCCGGGUCCUUCGUCACCUUCCGGGGCCUGCGGCAGCGCUUCCACUUCACCCUGGCGCUCACGUUCGCCACGCGGGAGAGGAACGCCCUGCUGCUCUACAACGGCCGCUUCAACGAGAAGCACGACUUCAUCGCCCUGGAGGUGGUGGACGAGCAGGUGCAGCUCACCUUCUCGGCAGGCGAGACCACCACCACCGUGGCGCCGCAGGUCCCGGGGGGCGUGAGCGACGGGCGCUGGCACGCGGUGCAGGUGCAGUACUACAACAAGCCCAACAUCGGCCGCCUGGGCCUGCCCCACGGCCCUUCCGGGGAGAAGGUGGCCGUGGUGACCGUGGACGACUGUGACACCGCCGUGGCCGUGCGCUUCGGCAGCUUCGUGGGCAACUACAGCUGCGCCGCCCGCGGCACCCAGAGCGGCUCCAAGAAGUCCCUGGAUCUGACCGGCCCCCUGCUGCUGGGGGGCGUCCCCAACCUGCCCGAGGACUUCCCGGUGCACAACCGGCAGUUCGUGGGCUGCAUGCGGAACCUGUCGGUGGACGGCCGGAACGUGGACAUGGCCAGCUUCAUCGCCAACAACGGCACCAUGGCGGGCUGCGCCGCUCAGAGGAACUUCUGCGAGGGAACCUGGUGUCAGAACGGGGGCACCUGUGUCAGCAGGUGGAACACCUACUUCUGCGAGUGCCCGCUGCGCUUCGGCGGCAAGAAUUGCGAGCACGCCAUGCCUCACCCGCAGCGCUUCAGCGGGGAGAGCGUCGUGUCCUGGAGCGACCUGGACAUCACCAUCUCCGUGCCCUGGUACCUGGGCCUCAUGUUCCGCACGCGCAAGGCGGACGGCGUGCUGAUGGCGGCCGUGGCCGGCUCGUCCUCCCGGCUCCACCUGCAGAUCCUGAACAGCUACGUCCAGUUCGAGGUGUCCCACGGCCCCUCAGAGGUGGUGUCCAUGAGGCUGUCCAGAGCACGCGUGACCGACGGGGAGUGGCACCACCUGCUGAUCGAGCUGAAGAGCGCCAAGGAGGGCAAGGACAUCAAGUACCUGGCGGUCAUGACCCUGGACUACGGGGUGGACCAGGACGCCAUGCAGAUCGGGAACCGGCUGCCGGGGCUGAAGAUGAGGAGCGUCGUGGUCGGGGGCGUGUCCGAGGACAAGGUGUCCGUGCGCCGCGGCUUCCGGGGCUGCAUGCAGGGAGUGAGGAUGGGGGAGACGCCCACCAACGUGGCCACGCUGAGCAUGAAGGACGCUCUCAAGGUCAGGGUGAAGGACGGCUGUGACCUGGAGGACCCCUGCACCUCCAGCCCCUGCCCCCGGCACAGCCGCUGCCGGGACGCCUGGGACGCCUUCGCCUGCGUCUGUGACAAAGGGUACUUCGGGCAUAGGUGCGUGGACGUGUGUCGCCUGAACCCCUGCGAGCAGGUGUCGGCCUGCGUGCUCAGCCCCGGCUCCCCGCGGGGCUACGAGUGCCAGUGCGCGGCCGGCCGCUAUGGGCCGUACUGCGAGAACAAGAUCGACCUUCCUUGCCCCAAAGGCUGGUGGGGGAACCCUGUGUGCGGACCUUGCCACUGUGCCGUCAGCAAAGGCUUUGACCCCGACUGUAACAAGACCAACGGGCAGUGCCAAUGCAAGGAGAACCACUACCGGCCCCCGGAGCAGGACGCCUGCCUGCCGUGCGACUGCUUCCCGCAGGGCUCCCGCAGCCGGGCCUGCGACGUGGACACCGGGCAGUGUGCCUGCAAGCCCGGCGUCGUCGGCCGCCAGUGCAACCGCUGCGACAACCCCUUCGCCGAGGUCACCGCGCUGGGCUGCGAAGUGAUCUACAGCGGAUGUCCCAGAGCCUUCGAGGCGGGAAUCUGGUGGCCCCAGACCAAGUUCGGACAGCCGGCCGCGGUGCCCUGCCCCAAGGGGUCUGUGGGGAACGCCGUCCGGCACUGCAGCGGGGAGAAGGGCUGGCUGCCCCCCGAGCUCUUCAACUGCACCAGCUCUUCCUUCGUGGAGCUCAAAGCCCUGAACGAGAGGCUGAGCCGGAACGAGACGCGCAUGGACAGCGACACGUCCCUGCGGCUGGCCAAGGCCCUGCGCGGCGCCACCCAGCGCUCGGGCGCGCUCUUCGGCAAUGACGUGCGGACGGCCUACCAGCUGCUGUCGCGCGUCCUGCGGCACGAGAGCCAGCAGCAGGGCUUCGAGCUGGCGGCCACGCGGGACGCCGACUUCCAUGAGGACAUCGUCCACGCCGGCAGCGCCCUCCUGGCCCCGGGCACGCGGGCCGCGUGGGAGCAGAUCCACCGGAGCGAGGGCGGCGCCGCGCAGCUCCUGCGGCACUUCGAGGCCUACUUCAGCACCGUGGCCCGCAACGUGCGGAGGACCUACCUGCGGCCCUUCGUCGUGGUCACCGCCAACAUGGUCCUCGCCGUCGACGUCUUUGACAAGCUCAACUUCACGGGAGCCAGGGUCCCGCGGCUCCGGGACGCGGGAGAGGAGGUCCCCAGGGAGCUGGCGUCCUCCGUCGUCUUCUCCGCCGACUUCUUCAGACCACGUGAGAAGAAAGAGGGCCCCACGGUGAGGCCGGCCGGCAGGAGGGCCGCCCCGCAGCAGACGGCGUGGCCAGGGUCCGGGGCCCAGGGGGAGGCCCCGUUCCAGAGGCGCAAGCGGCACCCUGACGAGCCGGGCCAGUUUGCCGUCGCCCUGGUCAUCAUCUACCGGAACCUGGGGCAGCUCCUGCCCGAGCACUACGACCCUGACCACCGCAGCCUGCGGCUGCCGGCCCGGCCGGUCAUCAACACGCCGGUGGUGAGCGCCGUGGUGUACAGCGAGGGGGGCGCGCCGCUGCCGGGGCCCCCGGAGCCGCCCGUGCUGGUGGAGUUCACCCUGCUGGAGACGGAGGAGCGCAGCAAGCCGGUCUGCGUGGUCUGGAACCACUCCCUCAGCGUGGCUGGGUGGUCGGCCAAAGGCUGCGAGCUGCUGUCCCGGAACCGGACCCACGUUGCCUGCCAGUGCGGCCAGGCCUCCAGCUCGGCGGUGCUCAUGGACGUCUCCCGACGCGAGCACGGGGAGGUCCUGCCGCUGAAGAUCGUCACCUACGUCGCGGUGGGCCUGGCCCUGGCCGCCCUGCUGCUGGCCUUCGUGCUCCUGGCACUGGCGCGGGCGCUGCGCUCCAACCUGCACAGCAUCCACCGGAACCUCGUGGCCGCCCUCUUCCUCUCGCAGCUGGUCUUCGUGGCCGGGAUCGCGCAGACCGACAGCCCGUUCCUGUGCACGGUCAUCGCCAUCCUGCUGCACUACGUGUACAUGAGCACCUUCGCCUGGGCCUUCGUGGAGAGCCUGCACGUGUACCGCGUGCUGACCGAGGCCCGCAACAUCGACGCGGGGCCCAUGAGGUUCUACUACGUCGUGGGCUGGGGCAUCCCGGCCAUUGUCACAGGACUGGCCGUGGGCCUGGACCCCCAGGGCUAUGGGAACCCCGACUUCUGCUGGCUGUCCCUCCGAGACACCCUGAUCUGGAGCUUUGUGGGCCCCGUCGGCGUGGUCCUGGUGGUCAACACGGUCAUUUUUGUCCUGUCCGCGAAGGUUUCCUGCCAGAGAAAGCACCACUACUAUGACAGGAAGGGGGUCGUCGCCCUGCUGAGAACCGCCUUCCUGCUGCUGCUGCUGGUCAGCGCCACCUGGCUGCUGGGGCUGCUGGCCGUCAACAGCGACGCGCUGGCCUUCCACUACCUCUUCGCCGUCUGCAGCUGCUCGCAGGGCCUCUUCGUCCUGCUGUCCCACUGUGUGCUCAACAGGGAGGUCCGCGCCCACCUGAAGGGGGUGCUGUCUGGAAAGAAGCCUCACCCUGACGACUCAGCCACCACCAGGGCCACCUUGCUGACGCGCUCCCUCAACUGCAACAACACCUACUGCGAGCAGCCGGACCUGUUCCGCACCGCCCUGGGCGAGUCCACUGCCUCGCUGGACAGCACCCUCAGGGAUGACGGGGCCCAGAAGCUCAGCGUGUCCUCCGGGCUGGCGCGGGGCGGCCUCGGGGAGCCAGACGCGUCCUUCGCCCCCCGGAGCAGCAAGAAGGCCCACGGCCACGACUCGGACUCGGACAGCGAGCUGUCCCUGGACGAGCACAGCAGCUCCUACGCCUCCUCACACUCCUCGGACAGCGAGGACGAUGGCGGGGAGGCCGAGGACAAGUGGGACCCGGCCCGGGGCCCUACCCACAGCACCCCCAAAGUGGACGCUGCGGCUGGCCACACCCCGGGCGGCUGGCCCGACGAGAGCCUGGCCGGGAGCGACAGCCAGGACCCGCGGGAGGGGCCGGGCCUCAAGGUGGAGAACCGGGUCAGCGUGGAGCUGCACCCCGAGGCCCCGGGCAACCACUGCAGCCAGCGCCCCCCAGACCCGGAGGGCGGAGCCCCUCCCAGGCCCGCGGCCGCGCCCCCCAGCCAGCCCCCGGAGCAGAGGAAAGGCAUCCUGAAGAACAGGGUGGCCUACCCGCCCCCGCUGAGCGACAAGACCCUCAAGUCGCGGCUCCGGGAGAAGCUGGCCGGGUGCGAGCAGAGCCCCGCGUCCUCGCGCUCCUCCUCCCCGGGCUCCAGCGACGGGGGCCGCGCCCCCGACGGCGCCAUCACCGUCAAGAACCCACGCCGGGAGCCGGGGCGCGAGCACCGCAACGGGGCGGCCAUGAGCGUGCGCGCGGGGAGCGCCCAGGCGGACGGCUCCGACUCCGAAGGCAGUAACGAAACUUCAAUUUGACCAUCAGGAGACCAU
This is a messenger RNA of Talpa occidentalis (Iberian mole), 9117 nucleotides long. It is a transcript of the gene CELSR1, whose product is annotated as cadherin EGF LAG seven-pass G-type receptor 1. Gene Ontology annotation, cellular component: plasma membrane. NCBI's taxonomy places the organism in Eukaryota, Metazoa, Chordata, Mammalia, Eulipotyphla, Talpidae. The coding region runs from base 1 to 9102 and encodes 3033 amino acids. Gene Ontology annotation, molecular function: G protein-coupled receptor activity; calcium ion binding. The transcript is spliced from 35 exons. Gene Ontology annotation, biological process: cell surface receptor signaling pathway; G protein-coupled receptor signaling pathway; homophilic cell-cell adhesion. The record is from RefSeq and is a predicted model, not a curated record.